GAAACUGCUCCUCUUCCUCACUCCUCAAUCCUGUGUCUGUACCGGUAAACGUUCACUAUACUGGUCAGGCUGUGUUAAAUCCAUAUUAAAUACUUUACCUUAAAUCUCAUAUUUGGACUUUGCUUGAGUAUUGUACUUUAUACUCCUACUCCUAUUUCAGAGGAUCAGAUGAAGAUGAAGAGGAUCUGGUUCUGGUUCUGUUGGGUUCUGGCACCCUCGAUCUGGGCCUCACCCCCCCUGUACUCGCUGCAUCCCUCCCCCACCAUGUUCUCGUUGGCGGAGGCUUCCUGCCACCCCGGCAGACUCGCCUCCCUGUCCUCGGACCAGGAGGUCUCUGCGGUGCUGGACCUGGUCUCCGGGUCGAACCACUCCACUUUCUGGGUUGGGCUGAGGAAGGUGAAGGACGCCUGUGUGGACCUGGAUCUUCCUCUAAGGGGAUUCAGCUGGACCGGGGGGGGCAGCUGGGCUCCGCAGGUGGUCCGCUGGGCCCAGGAGCCCCAGGAGACCUGCACCAAUUUACGCUGUGCUGCCAUCAGGCUGGACUUGACCAAUACCACCGGGACCAGCUGGGGCCUGAUUCCCUUCAGCUGUAAGACCGAACACCCCUCCAUCUGUAAGGGCUGGGGGAUCGGAAACCCAGCACCAGAACCAGUACCAGGUACAGGAUCAGAACCAGAACCAGAAAAAAGACCAGAACACAACCCAGAACUAGAAACAGGACCUGAACGAGAACCUGAAAAAAUACCAGAACCUGACCUGAAGCCUGACUCUGGACCACAACCCGCCCUGAAGCCAGACUCUGGACCAGAACCAGACCUGAAGCCUGACUCAGGACCAGAACCUGACCCGUGUCCCAGGCCUCUGGACCCUGGCACCCGCUCCCUCAGUGUGAAAAACAGCACCUCGGUUCUGGUGGAAUGCUGGUCCGGUCUGCAGCUGGACCUGGUGUGCUCGGGCCGCCCUCCCGCAUGGCGUCUUACAGACGGAUCCAUGGCCAACCUGAGUGCCGCUUGCCAGCCCUGUGAAUCGGGCUUCAUCAGAAACGGGUCCGGAAACUGUGAGGACAUCGAUGAGUGCAACGGGGGGGCCGGGCCCUGCAGAACCUCCUGUCUCAACAAAGUGGGGUCCUACAGGUGUUUCUGUGUCGAUGACGCCGGCGAGCAUCACGCCGAGGAUUCACCGGUUUGCGCUCCGACCCUUGGCUUCCUCUUGCCACUGCUGGUUGCCGUGGCAGCGCUGGUGGUGCUGGUGUUGGUCGUUGUGGUGAUUGUGGUGCUCUGCAUGAGGAGGAAACGUGCCAUGAAGAACAAAGAGGGCUAUGAACCGGCCAAUGAGAAGGAUGCAUCGUGAGGAGCAGAGCUGUGAUUUGUCCUGACAGAAAAAUUAUAUACACAUGUUUAUAAAAAACCUUGAAUAUUCACUGAGAUUAUUAACACAAUUACACAUAUGAGAACAACGUGGAUUUUUCUGUGAGGUGUUUGUUAUAAAUACAGCGUGUUAUUUGUUUAAAAAGUAAACCUGGAUUAUUGUUUAUGAUGUUUACUACGUCUAUAUUUCAUUUUGUAACCAUGAUGAUAUAAGUAAUCUCUUAUAAAUAUCCAGUGUACAUUUAGGACUGAAGACAAACUGUUAUCCAGUUUGAAUUCAGGGAAAUGAUUUUAUAUUUCAGAUUCUGUUGAAUAUGUGAGUGUCUGUAUUCAAAUGUGAUCAUGUGUUUUUACUUUGUGAUCAAUAAAGAUUUUUUGCUGUUUUGGAUCAAGAAA
Molecule: messenger RNA, 1763 nt
Organism: Eleginops maclovinus (Patagonian blennie)
Lineage: Eukaryota; Metazoa; Chordata; Actinopteri; Perciformes; Eleginopidae
Gene: clec14a
Product: C-type lectin domain containing 14A
Exons: 3
Coding region: 169-1350 (393 amino acids)
Biological process (GO): cell migration
Cellular component (GO): external side of plasma membrane; extracellular matrix
Molecular function (GO): calcium ion binding; extracellular matrix protein binding; extracellular matrix binding
Source: RefSeq, a predicted model, not a curated record